AUGACGGAGUCUACAGAACUUGCCAACCCACCUGGCGAGUCGGCCCAGCAGUCAACCGAGUCGCAGAAUGGCCCAACCGCGGAGACAACGAGCGCACCGGCCGCUACAGAAUCGUCCUUCCCAGCGCUACCGACAAUAGAUUCGACUUUGCCAGCUAUUGAUAAAACCAUGCCACCCAUGGAUUCGUCAUUGCCUGCGAUCGAUUCAUCUAUUCCAGCCUUCGAUUCAUCAGUACCAGCGCUGCCAUCGAUCGAUACUUCUUUGCCUCCGCUGGAUACGACACUACCUGCUGAGGUCAAUCUACAUACGGACCAUUCCUUCUUUUCGGAUAUGAGACAGGACGAUACCCAAGGUGCACAGUCGGGGGAUCCUACAUCUGCGCCUGGAGAAUCCAAUGAUGGCCUGCCUCAGCAUGCAGAUUCGUCUCAUGCUUCGACUCCUGCCAAUCAAACAAACCAGCCGGCUUCUAAUGGCACCUACCAUUACUCUCAGCAGUCGGCUGAGCAACCGCAGCCCCAGCCACAGCAGCAUCAACCUCCACCACCACAGCCGCAGGGCCAGGAGCAACAACCGCAACAACAACAAGCACAGCAAAAUCAACAACCGCAGGCGCAGUCUCAGCAACAAUAUCAACAAUAUCAGCCACAGCAACAGACACAGCCGCAGGCGCAGUAUCAACCACAGCAACAAGCUCCUCAGCAGUAUCAACAAGCUCCCCAGCAACAAUAUCAACCACAGCAGCAGCAGCAGCAGUAUCAGCAGCAAUAUCAACAGCAAGGCAGUCCACAAGCCGGAGGUCAACCCAUGAAUACCAAUCAUAUGGAUCACAAUGGUGUUCAAGGGCAGCAGGCGCAUAUCCCCCAGGCCCCCAUUGGGUCCCCCAUGCCGGCAAACUCGCCUCCAAUGCCUUCCGCGGGCCAGUAUAUGACAGGUUAUCCGACGAAUGUGUCGCAGAUGAACAACGCUCAGAUGCGCUACCAGCUCCCAGGAGACCCUAAUAAAAUGCUGUCGGGCAGCAGACACAAGAAAGAGGUCAAGCGCAGAACAAAGACGGGUUGUCUUACAUGUCGCAAGCGAAGAAUCAAGUGCGACGAAGGGCAUCCCGUUUGUCGAAACUGCGUCAAAAGUAAACGAGACUGUUUAGGUUACGACCCUGUCUUCAGACCACAAUCAUCGACGCCUUCUGCAAUUCAACCGGCUCCUAAUCCGUCUCCUUCGCUGGUUGUCACUCCACAGGAACCCCCAAGCGGUGCCUCCUACCCUGCGGCGCCCCCUGGCUACGUACCUGCAGUCUCUCAACCCUUCGCACCGUCCCUACCCUCCGAGUCGUCUGCGCCGUCAUCCACAGAGCAAAGUCAAUUCAAUUACAGCGCGGCCAUUGACCCGUCGCUGGAGCAGAAUAACAAUUCUGGGAACAUGGCCAGCGUGCAGCAUGCGACGACAAAUCUCACCGAUGGAUUCUACCAAGCUCCCAUCAAUGCGAGCGGUAUGUUAUGCUCCCUCGGUUCUCCAGCUUUUCUUGCGUCUACUGACAUUCGCAUAGUAAAACAAGUCCAGAUUAGCGACCUUCUUGCGCUUAGAGGCAUCCCUCCCCCGCCUCCUCAUCCCGUCACUGCUCUCCCGCCUGGUCGCCUCGAAGAAAUCCAAGCUGUUUUCCUCGCGACAUAUGCUCCUGCCAUUGAUCGAUUCUUCGAGACACCGUGGUUCCAAGAGAAGGCGCUACCCCAUGUUAUGGCGAACGCGCAACUCAUGGCUGAAUAUUCCGCAUUGAUCGACGCGUUCAACGAUCGAAAUCUCGAGGAUCCCAAUGUUGUCGCUCGACUGGAGAGUUUUGAGGCAUCGGUCAUUUGGAGCACCAUAACCUUGUGUCGCCACGUGAUGAACAUGGCGAAUGGGAAUCACGGCCAGGACUUUGAUCUGCUGGCGGCUUCGAAACGUCUCGAUGUCAUGGAGGCCUUGCUUACCGGCGACCACGUGGAAACAAACCCAUUGGAACAAUCUCCCGUUCGCCAACCCGCAGCGGACCCGCCAGCGCUUACCGUUCAGAUCACACAACGGUCGUUGGAUUUCUGGAGUUGUCUUGGCCACUUCUUGACUCUCCACGAUAACGAAGCCAGUUCUGCGAAGGAGAUCGAUGACACAUUGGCUCGUUGUCGGACCCUUCUGGACACGACUGAAAACCGCGACGUGAUCUACUCGAUUGCUAUUGCCCGCCAUCUUGGACAACGAUGGGCAGAUUUUCCGCACAGCCUUCCCCAGCCGAUCACGACCAACGAGAAAGAUGCGGGAGCGAAACUGUACGUGGCGCAAAAGUUUCUUGAACAGCAAGCCAACGGAAGUGGCACCACGCAAGUCUCGAAACGGAUAUGCGGGAUGGCCGUUCGGUCGUGGUUUGUAUCUCGGGAGUAG
Aspergillus chevalieri is the source of this 2409-nucleotide messenger RNA. RefSeq names its product putative C6 finger domain protein. The coding region runs from base 1 to 2409 and encodes 802 amino acids. The transcript has 2 exons. Gene Ontology annotation, molecular function: DNA-binding transcription factor activity, RNA polymerase II-specific; zinc ion binding. The record is from RefSeq and is a predicted model, not a curated record. Lineage: Eukaryota; Fungi; Ascomycota; Eurotiomycetes; Eurotiales; Aspergillaceae. Gene Ontology annotation, biological process: regulation of DNA-templated transcription.